Molecule: messenger RNA, 2049 nt
Organism: Aspergillus aculeatus ATCC 16872
Lineage: Eukaryota; Fungi; Ascomycota; Eurotiomycetes; Eurotiales; Aspergillaceae
Product: acetoacetyl-CoA synthase
Exons: 5
Coding region: 1-2049 (682 amino acids)
Biological process (GO): lipid metabolic process
Cellular component (GO): cytosol
Molecular function (GO): acetoacetate-CoA ligase activity
Source: RefSeq, a predicted model, not a curated record
AUGGCCUCCCCGUCGAUUCCCCGCAAGCUCUGGGAGCAUCCCCACCCCGAAUUAUCCAGCAUGGCUCACUUCCGCCGAGCCUGGGAGCAGGAGCUAGGCGUGUCAAUUCCAACCUUCCACGAUCUCUAUCACCACUCCGUGACGAAGCGCGCUACAUUCUGGGACUUCUGCUGGCGAUACUUCGACGUCCUGCACCAAGGCACCUACACCUCCGUCGUCGACGAGACCGCUCCCAUCGAUUCAGUCCCGCAAUGGUUUGACGGCGUCCAGCUCAACUACGCCCAAAACAUCCUCUUCUCCGGCCACGGGACACAAGCAAGCACGGUCGGGAAGGAAGAUGAGAAGAUCGCUAUCACCGAGGUGCGCGAGGGGGGCCACAAGAAGGCCAGACAUCUCACAUGGGGGGAGCUGCGCAAACGCACCGGUCGCUUAGUGCAGGCGAUGAAGGCGCACGGAAUCCAAAAGGGCGACCGGAUCGCGGUCUGUGCCGGUAACAGCAUCGACACGCUGCUCGUCUUUCUGGCCACCACGGCGCUGGGUGGGAUCUUUUCGUCGAGCUCCACAGAUAUGGGCGUCAAGGGGAUUCUCGACCGGCUGCGACAGAUCAAGCCCCGCUGGCUGUUCAUGGACGACCAGGCAUUCUACAACGGCAAGGUCAUCGAUCUCCGACCGAAGAUGCGGGACAUCAUCGCCGGAAUGGGCGGUAUUGCCGAGUUCAGAGGCAUCGUGGCACAGCCCAGGUUUGCUACGCAACCUGCACCUGUCGGUCACCUGCCGCGGACACUCCCGUCGAAGGUGUGGGAGGCUCUUGCGAUCGGCGACACCCUUGUUUUCGAGCAGGUCGAGUUCCGAGACCCCUUCCUCAUCGUGUACUCGUCCGGCACCACGGGCCAGCCGAAAUGCAUCAUGCACUCCGUCGGUGGGGUGAUGCUCAACGCGUUCAAGGAGCUGUUCCUGCACAGUGAGAUGGACUCGGACAGUGUGAAUCUGCAGUAUACCACCACCGGGUGGAUCAUGUAUCUCUCAGUCAUCAACAGUCUGCUCGUCGGGGCGCGGGCGGUGCUCUACGACGGGAGCCCUUUCCUCCCGGAGGUGGCAUCUUUGAUCAAACUCGCGGCACAGGAGCGAUUGACACACUUGGGGAUCUCUCCGCGAUACCUCCUCGAACUGCAACGAGCCUACAUCCAGCCCCGAGAGCUAGCCGACAUUUCAUCCCUCAAGGUCGUCACCAGCACCGGCAUGGUGCUUCCUGAGAGUCUGUUCGAGUGGUUCUACGACACAGGGUUUCCGCGUCAUGUGCGACUCAACAAUAUUUCCGGUGGCACCGACAUUGCAGGAUGCUUCGGGAUUUCAAACCCCUUGCUGCCAAUCUACUCUGGCGGCUGUGCCGGCAUGAGCCUGGGCGUGCCGGUGGAGGUCUACGACUCGUCGAUCGAAGGCGACGGUGUGAAAGGUUCCUCGGUGCCCCACGGUACACCCGGGGAUCUGGUCGCGACUGCCGCGUUCCCGAAUGUCCCUGUGGGGUUCUGGGGGCGGGGGGAGCCGAGAAGCGUCUGGACACAUGGAGAUUUCGUGUCCAUCCACCCCGUGACACAACAGCUGCUCUUCCACGGCCGCGCAGACGGGGUCUUGAACCCGUCCGGCGUCCGCUUCGGAUCGGCGGAGAUCUACCAAGUCAUCGAAGACGAGUUUGCGACCGAGGUGGUUGAUUCUAUCUGUGUGGGUCAACGGCGACCGUCCGAUACGGAUGAGAGAGUGAUUCUGUUCCUCCUUUUGAGGCCCAAAGUAUCGUUCAGCCAGGAUCUGGUGCAGCGGAUCAGGACGACGAUUCGUCGCAAGCUGAGUCCCCGCCAUGUGCCAGCUUUUGUAUUUCCGACCCCUGAGAUUCCGACAACGGUCAAUGGCAAAAAGGUCGAGCUUCCCGUCAAGCAGAUCGUCUCGGGGAGAAUCAUCAAGCCCUCCGGGACCCUACUCAACCCCCAGAGUCUGGAGUACUAUUAUAAAUUUGCGAAAGAUGAGGCGAUGCAGCCGCGAAGCAGCAAGCUUUGA